CUCCCGAUCCCUGCGGCGCCGCUCUUUGGGCGGAGUGGGGGAGUUGAGACAAGGACCUGUGCGGGCCCGCUUCGGCCGCUCCGCUGGCCUGGUCUCCUUCGGUGUCUGACUGUGCGUUCAGUCCAGCACCAUGGGGAAGCGGGACAAUCGGGUGGCCUACAUGAAUCCAAUAGCAAUGGCCAGAUCGAGGGGUCCAAUCCAGUCUUCAGGGCCAACCAUCCAAGACUAUCUGAAUCGACCAAGGCCUACCUGGGAAGAAGUGAAAGAACAACUAGAAAAGAAAAAGAAAGGCUCCAAGGCAUUGGCUGAAUUUGAAGAAAAAAUGAAUGAGAACUGGAAGAAAGAAUUAGAAAAACAUAGGGAGAAAUUACUAAGUGGAAGUGAGAGCUCAUCCAAGAAAAGACAGAGAAAGAAAAAAGAAAAGAAGAAAUCUGGUAGGUAUUCAUCUUCUUCUUCAUCAAGCUCUGAUUCUUCCAGCAGUUCUUCAGAUUCUGAAGAUGAGGAUAAAAAACAAGGAAAAAGGAAAAAGAAAAAGAAGAACCGUUCACAUAAAUCUUCUGAAAGCUCCAUGUCAGAAACUGAAUCAGACAGUAAGGAUAGUUUAAAAAGGAAAAAGAAGUCAAAGGAUGCAUCUGAGAAAGAGAAGUGUAAUGUUUUCAAGAUUCAUCCAAGUUGUAGCAAGACAUUAAAGGACUCAGCAAAAAGAGGAAGAUGUAUCCUGAAGAUAAACCUUUAUCAUCUGAGUCCUUAUCAGAAACCGAUUAUAUUGAGGAGGUACGAGCAAAAAAGAAGAAAAGCAGUGAAGAACGAGAAAAAGCAACAGCAAGAAAAAACAAAAAAGAAAAAGAAGCAUAAGAAACACAGUAAGAAAAAGAAAAAGAAGGCUGCUAGUACAAGUCCUGACUCACCAUAACAUUAAGAAAAAUCAGGAUUCCCUUAAAAGAAAGUGCAAUGUCUGAGGAAAUUUCAACUGUGAAAAUUAUGAUAUAUUUACUAAAAUGCAUGAAUUUUAUUGUUUUUAGAAUUAUUCCUGGACUAUUCAGUAGCCACUCAGAUGCCACUGUGUGAAAGGGCUGUAAUAGUUGCCUGCUGCCUGAACAUCUUUUUCUCUUCCAUUGCUUAAUAACUCUGGGAGAUAAUACACAGCAAUUAUACUAGUGGUUGACAUUUGGGAAUAAAGUUAAUAUUUUUGACUAGAAAUAUCUAAUGAUAAGUCAUCAGAAACUCAGUCUGGAUACAUCAUUAAGAUGGAAUCAGAAAUGACCAGGUGAUUCUAGUUAACAUUUUUGAAGUAGGGAUUACAUUGAUAAUUCAAAAUCCUUACUCUGUAGAUAAGUGUAUUUUAAUUUUUUCCCCUUGUAUACUUUUAUUUACCUGGAGAAGGAGCUUUUAGGGUUGGGGGUGGUUUGCUAUUUCUUUAGCCAGCAGAAUAGCGUGCCUUUUAUCCUCACACAUCCUAUUUUUGCAGACACAAUAGCCAUGCUUUAUGGGGAGGUCAGAGCUGGGUAUGACAGUCUUGCUCUUUACUGAGCUUAGUGACAUCCUUGGACUCUGUCAUAUGCUGCUUUGAGUGAACCAGAAAAACCAGCCAUUUUGCAGCAUGAGAAAGCCCCAGAAGCUCUGGGAUUUACCUCCACUUCAAUAAUACUGAAUGAUUCUUAGCAUUAGAAUGUGUUAUAACAUUUGCAUUAAUUUUAACUACACUUUGGCUUUGGAGAGGAGUCAUUUCAAAUAGACACUGGUACUUUUUGAACUUGAUAGCUAAAGAUUCUACAAUGCAUGUUUUAUACUACUAAGUUUUAACCAGUUAGGAAAAUUUUAUGUAACCAGUGAUAGUUACUUUAUUUUUUGUAUGAAUUUUGUUUAGGCUGUAAUGUUUAGCUUUUAUUAACUUUUUAUUCUGCUAUCUUAAAUUCCUUACUGCAUUUAAUGGCAUUCUUGCCAAGAUACUUAGCAUGUGAAAAGCAGGCUGUUUAUUUUAUUAUUAUUAUUUUUUUUUUGUAACAGCUUCAUAUUGAAGCUGCAACUUAACCAUAAAGAAGUUGAGUGGUGGGCCUGGUAUGCUAUGUCUUGUUACAUAAAGCUCUUGCCAGAGUCUUAGUAAAUACAACAUUUUAAAAGUUUGUCUUUGUAUAUUCACAACAAAUUAUGACAAGUUAAAGUUACGUGAGAAUUACAUUAAUUGCUCUUUCUGUGUCCUUUUACUAAGAUUUUGUGCCUCGUAUCUCCUUCUGAAUUAUUUACUAGUAAUAUUAUAAGGAAUUGAUAAAUCAUUUUCACUUUACAUUUUUAUAUAAUCAGGUAACAUGAAAUAUAAUUUGAUGUACAAUUUUGCCUGUUACAGAGAGUAUGCUAAUUAUAGUGGUAUAUGCACAAAACAUUUUGGCAUGACAAGAGGCUGAAUAAAUAGCUAUUUUACUUAAAAAUGCUCCCUUUGAGUCACAAGUAAAGUUAUAAAGAUUAAGAAACAUGACUAGGUGUUAAGUGGUAGGUGGAUAAGACAUGUCCCCAAGUUUUUAGCUGUAAAAAUAACACAUUUCUUGGUACAUUUCCGUGAAUUUUAUCCUUAAGGCUUCAUAUUCUUUCCUAAUAAAGAUAGCAAAACUUUGUCUUGA
Messenger RNA from Pteropus alecto (black flying fox), 2615 nucleotides. It is a transcript of the gene FAM133B, whose product is annotated as family with sequence similarity 133 member B. The coding region runs from base 131 to 913 and encodes 260 amino acids. NCBI's taxonomy places the organism in Eukaryota, Metazoa, Chordata, Mammalia, Chiroptera, Pteropodidae. The transcript is spliced from 12 exons. The record is from RefSeq and is a predicted model, not a curated record.